GCAAUAGCUUCUGCCAGCUCCCAUAUAAACACAGAAGAAGCUGUGUUCUCGCGAGACUCUGUUUCUUUGUGUUGAGAGGAGCGUGUCAAGCUGCAGAUUUUAAACUUCGUGUCUAAACUAAGCGAACCAUCGGUCGAAUCUGAACCGAACCUGUGUACUGCUGGGUCUUAUUCUGCUUCAUCUGUGCCGCCUGUCCAGACACAGUAAAACCAGCUGACCUGUUUCCAUGGCAGUGAGACGAGGACACAUCAGGUACCUGAAGGUGUGUGAGGUCCAGCCGACUCAAGGUGAAGUCAGAGACACUCAGAUUUCCUCCAAAGGAGCAGCUGUGAAAGAGCUGUACGACAACGGCUUCACCGAGACGAUGAUGGAGGAGGAUGACGACUCGCGGACCAACCUAAUAGUCAACUACCUGCCGCAGAGCAUGAGCCAGGACGAGCUGCGCAGCCUGUUCAGCAGCGUGGGCGAGGUGGAGUCGGCGAAGCUGAUCCGUGACAAGGUGGCAGGCCACAGUUUAGGUUACGGCUUUGUUAACUUUGUUAACCAUAGUGAUGCAGAGAGGGCUAUCAGUACCCUCAAUGGCCUGAGGCUACAGUCUAAAACUAUCAAGGUGUCGUUUGCUCGCCCGAGUUCGGACACCAUCAAAGACGCCAACCUGUACAUCAGCGGUCUGCCCAGAACGCUGAGCCAGCAGGACCUGGAAGACAUGUUCUCCUCCUUCGGACGAAUCAUCAACUCCAGGGUCCUGGUGGACCAGGCGUCAGGUCUGUCUCGGGGCGUGGCCUUCAUCCGCUACGAUAAGCGCAGCGAGGCCGAGGACGCUGUGAAGCACCUGAACGGACACGUCCCGCCCGGCGGCUCUGAGCCAAUCACAGUCAAGUUUGCUGCCAACCCCAACCAAGGCCGGAACCCCAUGGUGAUGUCACAGACCUACCACGGCCAAUCACGACGCUUCGGAGGCCCGGUCCAUCACCAGGCGCAGAGGUUCAGGUUUUCUCCAAUGUCGGCCGACCACAUGGGCACGGGGGGCGGAGCCUCGGGAAGCCCCUCCUCUGGCUGGUGCCUGUUCAUCUACAACCUGAGCCAGGACGCCGACGAGGGAAUGCUGUGGCAGAUGUUUGGGCCGUUCGGCGCCGUCGUCAACGUCAAGGUCAUCCGAGACUUCAACACCAACAAGUGCAAAGGCUUCGGGUUCGUUACCAUGGCGAACUAUGAGGAAGCCGCCAUGGCCAUCCAUAGCCUGAACGGCUACCAGCUGGGGGACAAAGUCCUGCAGGUCUCUUUCAAGACCAACAAGGGACACAAGUAGCCGGCAGCAGAAGCGGGUGGGCGGGGCUAAAGGUCACAUGAUGUAGUUUCUGUUUUUGUUUUUUUUUAUUAGCAUGCACAGCUUUUUUGUUUCUGAGCUGAAACUUGUUCUGAAACGAUUCUCUGGACUCUGACACCUGAUUGGUCCGUCUCCUGCCGGACCGGACUGUAGUUUCCUCCAGAGAUGGUUGGAGUUUCCGUCUUGGUUCGGUUAGUUUCUUAGUUGUUUUUUUUAGAAAGUGUUGAUCUGUUUUAGGAGAAAAAUUUACACUCUGCAGUCGUUGAAUGAAUCAUUAAAUGUUGUUCGGUUCUGGUCGGUUUAAUAAUCCGAGGAGGUUCUGACUUCAUGUCGGACUUUGAAACGAUCAGAACCGGUGCAAGCUGUUUGAGCCUCAGUGUGAUGUUGACUCUUCAAUAAUAAAUCUGUUGAUGAAAACAUGA
Gambusia affinis (western mosquitofish) is the source of this 1749-nucleotide messenger RNA. RefSeq names its product ELAV-like protein 1. Gene Ontology annotation, molecular function: RNA binding. The transcript is spliced from 8 exons. The coding region runs from base 227 to 1309 and encodes 360 amino acids. NCBI's taxonomy places the organism in Eukaryota, Metazoa, Chordata, Actinopteri, Cyprinodontiformes, Poeciliidae. Gene Ontology annotation, cellular component: ribonucleoprotein complex. The record is from RefSeq and is a predicted model, not a curated record.